Molecule: messenger RNA, 1665 nt
Organism: Elephantulus edwardii (Cape elephant shrew)
Lineage: Eukaryota; Metazoa; Chordata; Mammalia; Macroscelidea; Macroscelididae
Gene: CD96
Product: CD96 molecule
Exons: 13
Coding region: 1-1665 (554 amino acids)
Biological process (GO): inflammatory response; cell-matrix adhesion
Source: RefSeq, a predicted model, not a curated record
AUGGAGGCAAAAUGGACAUACUGUGCCGUCUACUCCAUCAUCCAGAUCCAUUUUGUCAGAGGAAUGUGGGGAGAAAUGGUUAAUGCAGAAGACAACAUUUAUGCUCUCUCCGGCUCUGAUGUCAACCUGAUCUGCCAAACACGAAAAGAAGCCUUCUUAGUGCAGAUGCAAUGGUCCAAGGUCACCAGUAAGGUGGAACUGAUUGCCCUUUAUCACCCUCAACAUGGCUUCUUCUGUGCCAGCAAAACUCCCUGUGACUUACUAGUGGCAUUCACAGAAACUCCUGAUAAUGUGUUAAAAUGGACUUUGCGUUUAAGGAACGUGUCUUCAUCACACAGUGGGAAUUAUGAGUGUAGCUUUACUCUGUACCCAGAGGGCACUUGGACUAAAAUAUACAACCUCCUCAUUCAGACAAAUGUUGCACAUGAUGAAUGGAGAAGCAAUCAUACAGUAGAAAUAGAGACAAAUCAAACUCUGGAAAUACCUUGCUUUCAAAACAUCUCAUCUCAAAUUUCAUCUGCAUUCACCUUUGCAUGGUUGGUGGAGGGUAAUGGAACUCAGGAAAUACUUUUCACUCAAGAUCACACCAUCAGCACUUCCACAGUUUUUAAAGACAGAAUCAAGCUAGGUGCAGACUACGGGCUCUACCUUUCUUCAGUCCAAAUCCAGGAUGAUGACCAUACAUUCUCUUGCCAUGCUACACUCAGGCCGGGGAAAACCUUGACAAGCACCACCACCGUCAAAGUCUUUGCUAAGCCAGAAAGACCCGUGAUUGUGCAAAAUAACUCCACUGAUGGCUUGGGAGAGAGCACAUUUACCUGUUCACUGAGGAAUGUAUUUCCCACAGCAAACCUCACAUGGUUUCUAGAUGGAGAAAUUCUUCAAGGUGAAAAAGAAGGAAUGCACAUUACUAAUGAAGAAAGAAAAAUGAAAGACCGAUAUUUAGAAGUGAAGUCUGUUUUGAGAAGGGUGCACAUAAAUGACCUAGCCCAGUCUGACAACCUGACCAUCUGGUGUAUGGCUCUAUUUCCAGUCCCUGGGAAAAAAUUGCUGAAUAUCUCAUCUGAAAAGAUCUCAUUUUCUUUGGGUUCUUUGGAUCCUCAAACUGACCCUCCACCCAAUAUUACUGAAUCUUCUCUUACCAUCCAAUCUUCAACAGUGAACAGCAUAACUUCUACAAGAUCUCAGACUACAUCUUCAAUAACCCCUGUAGAUGUGAACACCUCAAUUCCAAACUCCACCCCUCAAACCAGCGAUUCCAGUUUGACUACCCAAGGCUUCAACUACUCUUGGACCUUGAAGGAAAAAGACACUGAAGAAUCAAUUUCAUGGACACCCAGUGAAAUUGACCAGAUAUCCCCCUCAGGAGCCGACUCAACACUUCACAUCUUCCUGACUAUUCCAGGUACUGAAAUUAAUAGGCCCAAGGACGGGGCAUCCUGGCCAGUGAUAAUAGCAGCUUUGCUCCUUCUCUGUAUGGUACCUUUUGGUCUUGCACUGAGAAAAUGGUGUCAGUAUCAGAAAGAAAUCUUGCAAAGACCUCCACCUUUCAAGCCACCACCACCUCCCAUCAAGUACACUUGCAUUCAAGAGCCUAUCGGAAGUGAUCUGCCUUGUCAUGAGAUGGACACUCUCUAUUCCGUAGAGACCUUGCAGGACAGCUGA